AUGCCUUCUGCCUGCAAUUGGACGGCCCGUCUCCAAGGGCUCGUGGAAAUCCAGGUUGGCCAGAAGAUCGUAUGCCUAGAAUUGCCGUGCAGUUCGCAGCAUGCAACGCUGGAGCACGAACCCCUGGGCAUAUCGACAACACAGCACUCUUUCUUUCACAAGUACGACCAGGAGCCUGGCGCUCGUAAUGAAACCAAAGCCGCCCCGGGCGGGGAAAGCCAUGGGCUUCACGGAGUACGCAAAUCAAGGCCCUUAGUCUCAGAGCUUGACUGUGCUAUCUCCUUACAGGGUGAAGUCACCCCGGAUUGGAAUCCUCAGCUUGUUAAUAUAUCGCUACCUGGAACUGCCUGCAGUGGAGACGGUAACUAUGUAAUGCUUCCGUUGCUCCGUUGGAUCCCAUGGGUUUCUGGAAAAAGGGCGCAAAUUGCGAACGAAAACGAGCCUGCCGUAUUACAGGUCCAUGCUCAUCCAUCGGCGGAUCUAGUCGAAGCCUUCGUUUUCGUAUUCCGAGCACCUGGUAUGAAUUUUCUGGAACGCCCAUGA
Messenger RNA from Nannizzia gypsea CBS 118893, 543 nucleotides. RefSeq lists its product as hypothetical. The transcript has 2 exons. NCBI's taxonomy places the organism in Eukaryota, Fungi, Ascomycota, Eurotiomycetes, Onygenales, Arthrodermataceae. The record is from RefSeq and is a predicted model, not a curated record. The coding region runs from base 1 to 543 and encodes 180 amino acids.